AUGCGCGAAGGAGGGCGCGGAGGACGAGGACGCGGAGAGGCGUCGCGUCAAUCGCGUCGUGCGGCGGGGCUGCCGCCCGAGGAGCAACCGAUCCUGGAAGAGGUUCAACGCAAUGCUCAGAGGGUUAACGCUGAAAAGCGGAAGGCGGCCCUGGCCGGAGAUGGGUUUUCGAACCAAGUCCAGCCGGCACCCGAGCCGGCCGUCCCAGAUGACGCGCAUCAAGUAUCGAAGGACGGCGAACCCGAACGUGCUGACGCGGGCGAUGAGCCGAAGACCGCUGAGGGGGAUCCCGGUCAGGGUGAACCCAACCAGGCGUCUGAGGGAGGCGCCGACGUGGAUGAGCCCCAGGCGGAGGAUGUGCAGCCGAACGCGCAAGUGUCCGCUGAACCCAAGCCGACGCUGUCUGCCGAGGAGGAGAAGCCGGCCGCCGUUCCUGCGAAGGCGGUGACCCAACUCUCGGUGAAGGCCAGCCGGGGUAACCCGCCGGUGGAGUUGCCGGCCGAGCACUCAAGUGUCCAAGCGGCAAAGACGUACGCGGCGUUGCAGACGUCUCGGUGGGAGAGAGCCCGGCCUGGGUUCACACUUCCGCCGAAUUACCUGGCGUCCAAGGUGGCCUCGCAGGACCCGGUCAAAGUUUGGUUGGCCGACCUGGCACCCAGCCGGCGAGACUUGUCGACUGCCCAGGACCUGGCCGGGGUCCAGAUCCCAACCGGGUUGCUGGACUCGCGGGAGUGCGUUGCGGUCCUGCAGACGCUCCUGUUCGAGGACGGGUUCCAGUUCGUCAACGUGGUACCGGCCUGGGUGGAGAUGCGAGUGUCCAAGUUGGCGCCGAUGUCCAUCCGGACCCUGGUCGGAGAUGUCCAGCGACUGCUUGCGGUCGAGCUCAUCGAGUGGCGCGAGCUGGUCGUCGGAGCGACGUUCAAGGUCCUGCCAGCGUUAGAGGGCCAAGCGAAGACAGAGAAGCCGCCGAUCAUGGAUUGCCACGCGAAAGACGCGGAUGGAGAUCUAUUGAUAAACGACUACGAAAUCUUACUGGGCCGGACAUAUCGUCCGCAGCAUGCGCCACCGAGGGCCGAGAGCUCUCUUGCAUCUCCGCCGUCCCAGUUCGAGUCGCUGCCGUCCGAGUUUCCGUCGGUUGAGGGGUCCGCCCGGGAUGCCCCGGCCAGAGGUGCAACUUCGGACCCUGUCCCGAGCAUAGUUGGCACCUCCGACCGGGCUUCCUACGGCGCGACGUCCGAGCCGUACGUGUCCAGGAACUCCACCUCGGACUCGUCGAUCUCGACGCUCGGGUACAGCGCUGCGUCGCACAUGCCGAUGCCCCAGUUGGGAUCUUGGCGAUGUGGCCAGCCGGGCGACAUCCCGAACGCGCACGUCAACGAGGUCCCAGACGUAUCGACGCUCAAGGUCAUCACGAGACCGAUCCCCAUCCAGGUGCUCGAGUCGAUCCAGGCGCUCGUACCGGUCCACCCGGUCCGGACGGACAAGCCUGUCGGCCCAAUCGGGGAUGGCGGAGAUGGCGGUGUCGACCUUCCACCAGGUCCAGCAGCUUGGUGCCGAGCUGUCGAAGCUGUGUCGACCGGGAAGGACCCCGGUCGGGAUGCCGAAGCCGGGCUUGCUCUGGCCAAAGCCCAACGGGAGGCACGCGAAGCCGAGCGACGGGCCCAGGAGCUUGAGCGACACCUGCAUGAGGUCUACGCCCAGGCGUCCCAGGCCGCCUCGCAGUCCCUGACGGCCGAGACCAACGUCGAAGCCGCUCGUCUUGAAGCUGCGCGGACCGAGAAUGAGCGUGUGGAGGCAGCCGCCGCGGAGUACAUCCGCCGACAGCUAGCUGAAGCCGACGCGAAGCACGCCGCCGAGAUGGCCGCCCGGGUCGGGCAGGCCCAGCAGGACCUGGCCGCGUUGGCAGCCAGGCUACAGGCUUCGGAAGUCGUGCGUGCGCAGGAACGUGAGUCUGCUCAGAAUAUCCAGCGUUUCCAUGUGGGACAGAUACGUGACCUUCAAGCAACAUCUGCCCAAGCCCAACCUGAACGGGGAACAUCCGACCCUAAUCGGGCAACUCCCAUACAAAUGGGAAGUGACAACCCUGAACGGGCAACGGGCGUAAUCACGGGAAACGCAACGGUCGCAGGUGCACAGCCGGGACAGAAGAACACGACCGAAGCCGGUUGGGAACAGCUACUGGCGACACUGCCGGAAGCCGACGUCGCGCUUAAUGCGGCGCACCGAUCUACUACGGCGACGCAGGUUGCCCCGACGGGGACCUCCCGUCCGGGGACCAAGACGGCGGACGAUCGCAAGAAGGCACCGCACAAGGAACGCCGCCGGGAUCGCGACUCGUCCCCGGAUUCAGGCUCCAGUUCCUCGAGCUCGGAUGAUGACAGCUCCAGCUCGGACGAUAGCCUGGACGAUGAGGACACUACACCGACCGUGGAGUCAACUACGAUUGGGGAUGGCAAGACCUCCUGGACGUUCCGCCGGUAUGUCAACUCCAGCAUGCUGGGUCAGUUCGAUGAGAAGGCCCCGUUGGGAGAUCGACGUACCUGGUGGGAGAAGUUCACCAACAUUUCCGUCCAGGGUGGUUGGUCCGACCAGACCAAGGUUCGAGCGCUCAAGAUGAAGUUGUCGCCUGUCGUCCGGAAUUGGCGCGGCCAGCUGGAGAAGCACGUCCAGAGCAAUUGGAAACGCUUCGUCCAGGAGUUCCGUCGCAAGUACUUGAAGCUUCGGACAUCGGAGUCUGAACGGUACUAUACCAUGCGGCAGAAGACGUCUGAGACCCCGAUGGAGUUCUUCUACAGGCUGAACGAGGCUGCAGUCAAGGCGGGGAUCAAGUACCGGAAGUCCAAGAAGGAACGCAAGCAACACGUCAAGCGUUUCCUGAAGAACCUCAGGGACUCCCAGCUGAAGGCCAUCCUGGCUAACCAGAAGAUCCACAGCCUAGACGACCUCGAAGACAUCCUGGAGCAGCAGGAGGACCUGAACGUGGAUGGGGGUAUGAUACGCCACCGCCCAGGCGGGACUUCCGAGCGGGCAACAUCCAGGAUUCCCGUUUCAAGCCGAGGCACCGUGCGUUUGUUGCAACUUCGGACGGGGAGGGAGUCCGGCUACGAAUCUGAAGGUCGGGUGUGUUUCGAGGAUGAAGUUGAAGAAGCCAAGCCGUCCCAAGCGGAGUCGAAGGAGUCCAGCCGGAUCGAAGUCAUCCUACAGUCCGGACAGAGAUACGGAUGGUGGGAGGAUCACGAGCCUGAAGAGAAUCAUGAAGUGACGAUAGUGCAUGGGGCGGUGAACGAUCUCCGAACGAGGAUACGCUUGGACACUGGUGCAUCUGGAAGCAUGAUUAGCUUGGACCUUGCGCGUAGGCUCAAGCUGAAAUUCCGGAUGUUGCCGGAGCCGAUCAGGGUGUCCGGAUUAGGAGGUGCUCCCACGAACAUUACGUCGUACGCCCGGGUGAAGAUCACUCUGGGAUUCCGCGUGGUGUAUGUGAUGAGUGUCUGGCUAGCGAAUAUCGGCGAAGGAUUGGAAGUACUUCUGGGGAUGAACUUCAUCUAUGCGGCUGGAGUGCGGUUGAGCGUGCGAGAAGGACUAGUGCAGCUCCCGGACGAAGAAACUGUUGUGAUGUGUGACGGUCCGCGCCGCGACAGAGUGGGCUUGGAUCUCCCGGUAACCCCAGAUGAGGGGAUUUAUCUCCGUCCGGGGGAACAUGCGAUCGUGAAGAUCGUGUAUGCUACCAAGUCGUUGGCGUCUUCGGUGAAAGUGGUGAACAUCUCCAAGCAGAGAGUGUGGAUCGACAACCGGACUCCUGUGACCCGGAUCGUCGAGUUCGGACAUUUUCCCCGGUUUGGGAGAUUUGUCCGGCCGGGAAGCAAGCGGUAUCAGGAGUGGCAACAGCUGAUCUACGAGAACACAGUGUCUCCGGAAGCAGAGGCGCGUGAGCAAGAGCACAUCGAGCUCGAGUGGAGUCGGCAGCCCCCAACCGUAGAAAUACCGCAGCGGGAAUGGCCGACCAGGAUUCCCCUAUGGCCUGAGUCGGGGUCCCAGACGGACCGUCUGGUGAUGCCCCAGCAGGGUAACACUGAGCCCCGGGCGGGAUCCGUCGAGGGAGUCUCGGAUGGAGAUGAUAACGAAGCCUAA
Molecule: messenger RNA, 4128 nt
Organism: Phytophthora sojae
Lineage: Eukaryota; Oomycota; Peronosporomycetes; Peronosporales; Peronosporaceae
Exons: 10
Coding region: 1-4128 (1375 amino acids)
Source: RefSeq, a predicted model, not a curated record